Dacryopinax primogenitus is the source of this 1521-nucleotide messenger RNA. RefSeq lists its product as uncharacterized. The transcript is spliced from 2 exons. The coding region runs from base 1 to 1521 and encodes 506 amino acids. The record is from RefSeq and is a predicted model, not a curated record. Lineage: Eukaryota; Fungi; Basidiomycota; Dacrymycetes; Dacrymycetales; Dacrymycetaceae.
AUGUCCUCCAUCUCCUUUCCCAACAUCCCCCACCUCAGACUUCCCCAUGUGUCGGGAGCAACACUCGCCCCUCGCGCCUCAAUACCCGUACAACAUCAACAACCCAGCUUGGCGUCGGCGAGCGGUAGUCUCCGUCAACCCAGUCAGGCUCAAGGCGCGUUCAGCAGCCCCUCCACCCCCAGUGUACGGAAACGAAGCGGUCGCGGCUUGCCGUCGUCUUCUCAUCACGCGACGACAGGUCGUGGGGGCGCAUCAAACCCUCCUGUGCCAGGAGGUCGUGUCCCGCAAAUGAAGACACCGGCCAGCGCUCUCGUCGGUUCGGCAAGUGUACCCAGCGCGGACGCGAAUCCGACAGGCAAAGCCGGCUCUGCUCUGGGGCGGACAGAACUUGCGAGAGGUGUGGCCGUCGAGCAUCUCCGGGGUGUUCCCUCCUUGGCCCCUCAGCCUUCCUCCAUACCUGCGUCUAUCCCAACUGCUGUCCCUUCUGUACCCUCAAUGGCGUCCGCUGCAUCCGGUCCAACCGCGCCUCAUCGCAGAUCAUCAACGCAGAUCAUCGAAGAACAGCCAGCAUUCCCUUCCUGGGACCACCCCCACACGCCCCUCGUCUUCGCUCUCCUUCCGGUUCUCACCUCACUUUUCUUCGGCCGUGGAGAGCUCGUCGCGGACUUGUUUUACGUACUGCUGCUGUGGUGGUACUUAGGCGUCUUGGUGCAUGCCCCAUGGGAACUGUACAUCACAGCGCUACGUACCACGCCGACAUCGGCGCAGCAUACCCUUCCUCUCCUUUUCCUCACCCUCGUCUCACCCCUGCUCGGUGGUCUUCUCCUCACCGUCGUCUCACGCUCCCUCACAUUUCUCCCACCCUUACCGACCUUCUCCAUCCGCCUUUUCGUACUCGCUGCCAGCGUCCGGCCCAUCAAGCACCUCCUCCAGCUCUGGCGAGGCGAAGUCUCCCUCCCCUUGUUGCUGGAAGAAGAGCUAGAGCACACAAGGGUCGACAUCGAGCAGGAGCGAUCACGCGCCGCCUUCAACGCCACCACUCUAGCCGCUCAAGGUAAGGAAGUCGAUGCUCUACGCCGACAGGUGACCCAGCUAAGCCUGGAGCUUGCGAAGGCAAGAGAGGAAGUGCAGGCGUUGGCGAGAGCUGUGAGGAGGGAAGGAAGAAAGGCAGAACUCUAUCGGCUUGGGAUGGGACAAUUGGGCGCUGCGAGCAUGGCGGGUGCGGAUGGCAGGAGUGAGUUGGCAGCGGGAGGUAUGGUGGAGAUCGAGCGAUCAGGAGAUGGUGUGCCUCCGGCCCGUCCUGCGACGCGCACCUCCGAAAUCGACAAAAGGCACCUGCCGCACACGGCAGUUGAAGCACUUGCUUUCAUCAUGCAGAUGCUCAGGCAAACAUGGAGGAUACCCGUCAAGAUUCUCCUCGGCCUGGACACGAUGCUGGGCUUCCGCAGGUUGAGGAGGCUGUUCGCCAUCGUUAGGGGCACGCUCUGGGUGCUGAUGAGGAGGGCCGUAAUUUGGGGUUGA